Molecule: messenger RNA, 1413 nt
Organism: Linnemannia hyalina
Lineage: Eukaryota; Fungi; Mortierellomycota; Mortierellomycetes; Mortierellales; Mortierellaceae
Source: the annotation of a GenBank genome assembly
AUGGGAUCGAAGGGAAGCAGUCUGUCAACAGAGGUCUCCUCCAAAGUCUAUUCGCGAGAUCGUCUCAAAGUUGUUUCAUGGGAUGACCUGCGCAAGGCACUCAAGGACGAACUGGAACUGGUCCUCGAGUCAAACCAGCUCACCUACACCGCCUCAAGAGUCACCAACCCACUCACAACCGCCUUGACCGCCAUCCCCAGUACGAUAGCAACAGCCGCAAAAGAUGCACCAUCAAUAACCGAUGCUAAUAUUACUGGCCAGGAGCAGGUUGCGGCAGGGGAGGCACUAUCGACUGAUGCCACUACAAAGGCCAGUGAAGAUGACCAGCCACAUGUGCCAGAAAAUGACCAGGAAAAGCAGCAGCCGCAGGACACAUAUGCACGAGAAGCCAUUACUACUACUACUACUGCGGAGGCUGCUGACAAGAAGCCAGAGGAGAGCGUCGGCCAAGUUGAAGGAGGGCAAGCAACAUCAACUGAGGCUAUUGUCUCCAAGGACGAUACCCCUGAAGAAGCCGAAGCUAAGGAUAAGGAGGCCCAGGAAGACUCUAAUGGGCCAGCAUCUGUUGAGAAGCAAGACGAUGACGAUAACAAGAACAAGGAAAAGACACCAGAGCAGCAGGAGCAAGGACAACCUGUUAACGAAGAUGCUGCCAAUGUUGUCCCCAUCUCGAUCAACACGCUUUUACUCGAGACACCUCAGGGAUACCAUGACCGCAUCAGGGGACUGUUGGAUGCCUUCUCGAGCGCGCCAUUCACUAUCCAGCGCGUCUGCGAACUUAUUUCCAGCCCCACCGAGCAUCAUACCAACCUCAUCAAAUACCUCCGCGCCGUCGAAAAGGUGUUGAUGAUUACAUCGUCAAUCAGCGAGUUCUCGAACCCUGCAUACAAUGGACCGAGCGCACUUGACGAGAAGGACGAUGAAGCCCAUCAGCGCGGUGGCGAGGGGACCGUCAAUGGAGACUAUUCUCAGUCCAAGAAUCUGGACUUUUCACUCAUCUCCACCAAGAGACCCUCCUCGGACGGAUCAGACGACGAGGAUGAGGAAGCCUUUGGAGCAAGAGUGUCUGCCCGUGGCAACAACAUCAACGGCAAAGAGGCUUAUGAUGCUGUGUUGGCAGAUGUCGACGCAUUUGAGGCACAGUUUGGUACUGGAAAGGAGAAACUUGGCGAUGAGGAGGCUGUGGUGAAUGACGAGGAGGAGGAUGACCUGUCGGCGUUGGAGGCAGAAGACAAUGCAGCAGAAGCGACGACGACGACAGCAACAGCAGGAGAUGUCGCCGAGGAGAUGGAUGUGGAUGAUGACCAGAUUGCGGGAGGAACAACAGGAGUAACAUCGACUAUGGAGGGUGUUGAGAGCGAGAGGUUGUCUGAGACGGCUGUUGAGGGUGGCAUGGAGGUUGACCAGGCGUAG